Molecule: messenger RNA, 4149 nt
Organism: Trichoplusia ni (cabbage looper)
Lineage: Eukaryota; Metazoa; Arthropoda; Insecta; Lepidoptera; Noctuidae
Product: serine/threonine-protein kinase MAK
Exons: 5
Coding region: 518-1894 (458 amino acids)
Biological process (GO): protein phosphorylation; intracellular signal transduction; cilium assembly
Cellular component (GO): nucleus; cilium; cytoplasm
Molecular function (GO): ATP binding; protein serine/threonine kinase activity
Source: RefSeq, a predicted model, not a curated record
AACGGGAUAGUCGAUAAUCCAACUGUAUGGAAUAAUGUUUACGCGGCGAGGCCCAAAUGAAUAUAAACCUUAUGACGUAUCUCUGGUAACCAUGGUAACUAAUUUUAUCAUAACACACAUCGUACUAGUGAACUAGCUAUUGACAGAUAAAUUAAUUUUUCUUACUAUUGUUUAGCUUCGUUCAUCAAUAAUUUGGUGCCACCAAUUUAAUAUUCCAGUAACUAUUGGAAAAUAACAAAAGUUGUCUAGCUUCCUAAUUAGAAUACCUAACAGCUUCCGUUUCCAUUCAAUAACAAUGUCAAAUUUUAUCAGUAUCCAAAGGUUUUAAACUUCUUUGGUUUAAUUUAAAUGAUAAAACAGUCACUUUAUAAAGUCCUCUCUAUGGAUAAGUGUUUGGGACCCGAAUUAAAAAUAAUAUACUCAGUUUAAGAUUAACCUAAACAUUAGAAAGUGUGUAGUGUCAUUAAAUCUUCUCGUGUAAUGUAGAGCUAAUCACGUCAUACGUGUCGCUGGCGUCAUGAACCGAUACGUGGUGCUCCAGCAGCUGGGCGACGGCACGUAUGGGUCCGUUGUACUGGCUCAGAGACGAGACACUGGUGAGAAGGUAGCCAUCAAGCGUAUGAAGCGGAAGUACUACUCGUGGGAUGAAGCCAUGAACUUACGGGAGGUCAAGUCGCUCAAAAAGCUCAACCAUGCUAAUAUUGUCAAGUUGCGAGAAGUUAUACGAGAAAAUGACACGUUAUAUUUUGUUUUUGAAUAUAUGAGGGGAAACUUGUACCAAUUGAUAAGAGACACAGAGCGACCCUUUCCUGAACCAGUUUUAAGAAACAUUGUGUAUCAAGUGUUACAAGGGCUAGCACAUAUGCACCGUCACGGAUUUUUCCACCGAGAUCUUAAACCAGAGAACUUGCUGUGCGCUGGACCGGAGCUCGUCAAGAUCGCGGACCUGGGGCUGGCACGCGAAGUACGUUCGCGUCCACCGUACACUGAUUAUGUGUCGACGCGAUGGUACCGCGCACCUGAGGUCUUGUUGCACGACACCCGCUACGGUGCUCCUAUAGACCUAUGGGCUCUAGGCUGCAUCAUGGCAGAGCUAUAUACCUGUCGCCCCUUGUUUCCGGGGAACUCCGAAAUCGACCAGUUGCAUAAGAUAUGUGCCGUAUUGGGUACACCUGACCGGGACGAUUGGCCGGAAGGCUAUGCACUUGCUGAAGCCUUGCGGUUCCGGUUUCCAUCAAGUGCUGGAGUGCCUCUUGCACGUGUAGUUCCCUCCGCGUCGCCUCCGGCAUUAGCUUUGCUUACUGCUUUUAUGCGGUAUCCACCACGUGAGCGCCCUACAGCCCCCCAAGCGCUACGGUUUCCGUAUUUUGCGGUAGGUGCUGCCUUAGUAUUACCUCCACCAGCUUCGCGUGCAAGAAGGAGCGCUGUUCGUUGUGAAACUGAAAAUGUACCGGAAAAGCCAAGAUCGCCAGUCUCCACGCUUCAAUUACAUCCAGCGAUCCAGCCACCGCCGUUACGAGACAGAUUUGCCGAUAUUCUUGGGGGCGAAGUGGUUCAUGACGCAGGCGGCGAGCAGCCGCUGCGGCGCGUGUCCGGCGCCCGCGAGCUGCGCGGCGGCGGCGCGGAGUCGCUGGCGCGCGGACGCAGCGUGCUGGGCGCGCUGCAGGCGCCCGCGCUGGCGGCCGGCGCCGCACCGCUCGCGCCGCCGCCGCGCCCCGCUGUCGCUCCGCCCGGAGGCGCUGCGGCCGCCUACCUCAGCACGGCGCGCUAUGUCACUGGAUCCCGGAUAGACACUUCACUAUUUCGUCCCUUGCCUUUGAGGGCACACCGAGAGACAACCACUGUGGGCAGCGGUGCAACACGUGUCGAUUGGGCUGCCAAAUAUUUGCGAUGAACGCGUUUUUACUAAUAGAAUAGGGACAAAUUUUAUACAUUUUCUGGACGUUCCAGCAUUUUAUUGGUUGUUCUAAUCUCAUCGUGAAAAUAUUAUUUUGAUGUGUUUAACUUACUUGCAUAUAUUGUUUGAUUCAAAUUUAGAAUGGUAGUAAUAUCUAUGUUUUCAUGAAUAAUUAAUUCAAGAUUCAAUCAUCUUUAUAUUUAAUUCCACUGCACUGUACCUACAUGUGCAUGUGUGUGCCACUAAACUCCUGUUCAAGGGCUGGACCAAUUUUUACGGUUUUUGGUGGGGCCCUGAAUGGUUUAAAUUUACAUACAGCCUGGCAGGACGAAGUUUGCCGGAUAGCUAACCUAUGAAUUAGAAAAAUAAAAAGAAACACGACAUUUUCAGCAAAAAUGCACACACUGAGAUGCAAAUACCUAAUUGAUAGUCUCAUUUGAAAAUCGGUUUUCAUCAAAUCAUCAUCAAUCAUAAAACGAAGGAACAGGAAAUGAGCCGAGUACUCGGUUGAUACUUUGUACUCGGCGGGUUUUUUGAUACUUGUACUCGGCUGAAUAGCUCGGUUUGCAUGCCGAGUAAUAUUUUUUUCAGGUAUAGCAAUAUAAAUAUAUUUAAGUAUAUGUAGGUAAUUAAAACAAGACAAGUGUUCAUCAAAAGGCAUUAAGGAAAUCUUUGACAAUCUCACUUAGCAAAACCACUGCUCGACUUAUUUUAUCAAUAGUUUCUUUAAACUACUUAAAAAAUUACAAUAAGGUAUUGGGCUUAAGUUAGUUUUCUUUCUUCUAACCAAAUAUCUUACAUAUUCGUUUAUAUAAAUAAUAAAAUGCCAGUCGAAUUAAUUAACUCUGCGUUUUCAACGUAGCGCGCCUAACAAAAACUACUUUUAGGUUUUUGUGUUGUUUCUUUGUUAUGUAAAUAAUCUCUCGUAGUCAGUAGUGGCUUUGCGGUGAGAAUUGGGACGUUUAUAGGCUGGCAAUUUUAUUUAAAUUUGAACAUUUAGAAAGUCGUUUAUUUUGUUAUUUACAAUUAAUUUGAGUGUAUCAAAUACAUCUGGUGCUUAACCUCUUGUUUUCUAAAUAAAUAACAUCCAGACUCAAGUAGACACAAGUGGCCUAGCUCGAUACAACUACAGAAUAUCUCAGUGAUUUAAUGGUUCUUAUGGUCAUGCUGGUACCCACAGAGCGUCGGUCCCAGCAUCGUGUCGCGGGUUAAAUACCCGUGAGGACAAUCGUUUGUGUGAUCCUCAUACAUUUUUUUUAAUAUUCCACAACUUUCACACUACGCCAUCAAGUCUCAAACUAAGCAAAGUUUGUAUUAUGAGUACUAGACAACUAAAAAACAUACUCAUAUAUUUCUCAAUACAUACAAAGAAUAAAUGAUCGUGCUCAUCACACAAACACUUUGUACUAGGAAGGAAUCGAACCCACGACCUCCGGUAUGACAGUCAGGGCCACUAGACCAAAGCUCAAGUCACAUGCUCAAUGCAACUUGAAUAUUUGUGAAUCCCGCAGAUGACGAUUAAAUUCAGCAAUGCAAACUUAACAAAAAAAAAAGUAUUGCUACAUGAUAUAAAUAUUUCCUCCCUAUAGUUUGUAUCUGCAACAAAAGAGAUCUUAAGGGCUGUUCACUAAAAUGCCAAUAUAAAAAUUAGUGAAACCGUAGUUUAGGUAAUUGGUUUGGGUUAUUAGCGUUUGAACCAAAGACGUUAAUUAGUUGAUUUAAAAAUAAAUUUAGUGUGCUAAUUAUGUGGACUAGAUUAAUCAGCUGAGACAUAACUAGGCAGACAAUAUACAAUUAAAAUAUUUUUUAAACAAGUCCCAUAUUAAGGAAUUUAAUCCUCAUAAGUUUAAUAAAAAGCUCUAAUUUUUUUUUAAGAGCACAAUCAUAUCCACUAUCUCAUUUUCUUUUAAAAUAACACAUUAUUCCAUCACAUGACAAUUUGAUCUUCUAUAGUACCAGAUUUGUGUACCAGUUCAUGAGAACUAUACAAUGCACCCUAUGCUAUUACAACCCGCAUCAAUUAAAAUAGUCAAGUGAUUGUUUUUUUCAAGGUAUUAAUUAUUGCUAUCACUGAAAUAAUAGGUUGUCUGUCAUAUUUUAUAAAUCCUACUCAGUUAGCCUAAUUUCCCAGCAAAUCUUAAUAGCCAUUGGUAUUACAAACCAAGGAAAGCAUGAUCAUCAUCUUAUUGCACUAGGUUAACUGGUUAUUGAGGGGUGUACAAAUAUAAUAAAGUAAAAGUGUUGUGAGUGUG